Molecule: messenger RNA, 945 nt
Organism: Neodiprion fabricii
Lineage: Eukaryota; Metazoa; Arthropoda; Insecta; Hymenoptera; Diprionidae
Exons: 3
Coding region: 263-592 (109 amino acids)
Source: RefSeq, a predicted model, not a curated record
GAACAUCUCGGAUUGCGUGGCUAAAAACAUGAUCAACACGACGUCAAUCGAAAUUAAUAUCACGGCGCAAAGGCCAAAGGUUCACCUCGAUUAUCUUCACGCGACGAAUCGCGACUUUCGCACGUACACCGUUCGUUUUAUUUUUAUUCUGCGAAUUUCGAUGAACUUUGACGAAAGAUGAAAGAGGCGUCGGUAUAAUUAGAAGACCGACUGGAACGGAGAGUCAGUAUCGAUCCGACUGUGUAAAAAUCUAGAAGCCACCAUGCUGUGGAAAUCGGGAUUGAUAAUAACCGGCUUAUUGGCAAGCAUUGCCUGCGGAUUUCCGGCGGAUUUUAAACUCGACGAUUCGAACGUCUCACCGAUUCGCGAAAAGAGAUCACCGUGGACCGAUGACGGAGUCUCGGACAGCUGUCCGAAGGUUUACGACUUCGUCGAAGACCCGGUUUUGGAAGCGGAAUUCAUGAAGUGUUAUCGACGGGUACAAGAGAAAUUGGCACGCAGAGAGAAUGAACUGAGAAACGGCGGGUAUUCGACAACCGAAACACCUGACGACGCGACAACGAUUGGCGUUGAAGUUACUUCGCUUAAAUAAUUUCUCACGAUUGGAUAAAAAGAAAAAAAUAAGUGCGGUAAAUCAUCGGAAGCAUUGUUGGAAUACGAUAUCGAUUGUACGAAUACGCAAUGUGUGAACGUUUUUUUUGUAUACAUAUGUAAUUGAAUUUCCGUCUCACCGACAUUUGUAGAAAAUUUCUCAUCUUACAACGGAUCGAUGAAACUUGUCAAAUAAAAAUUAAACACAAAUAGAACAAAAAAAUAAAGAAAAUAUACAGCAACCAUAAAUUCAACGGGUUCGUUUACGAUCAAAAAGUCUCGAUAAGAGGAAUCGCAAAAUAAAGAUUACCCGAUGCAAUUUAUGGAAAUAAUGUUUUCUUUGGUGAUGUAAAA